Messenger RNA from Phascolarctos cinereus (koala), 3814 nucleotides. RefSeq lists its product as uncharacterized. Gene Ontology annotation, biological process: regulation of DNA-templated transcription; chromatin organization. NCBI's taxonomy places the organism in Eukaryota, Metazoa, Chordata, Mammalia, Diprotodontia, Phascolarctidae. Gene Ontology annotation, cellular component: nucleus; NuA4 histone acetyltransferase complex. The record is from RefSeq and is a predicted model, not a curated record.
UCUAGCCCCGGCGGCCGGCCCUUGACCUUUCCCAUUGCCUCUACAGCCCGUGUUCCAGCCAGAGACCAGAGAGCCAGCGGUCGAGGAAAGCAGAAGUAGGCCGUAGAGGUGUUCCAGGCCCCAAAUGGCUUCUUCCGAGCGAAAGGAUAAACCGGUAAGGGACCUGCCCGUUGUCCAAGAAGGGGAGCCUGUGCUGAUCUUCCAUGGGUCCACCAUGCGCGAGGCCCAGUGUGUCCGGGUACACGUGGAGGACAAUCAAGUCAAAUACCUAGUACGUUAUCAAAGUGGGAGCGGGGUCAGUUUAGUCAGUAAGGGUAUUUUUGCCCACCCCUGUGCACCUCCCCGGCUGCCGUCACCACUCCCGAGACUGGAACCCCUUCCAAGUGUCCAGAAGGCCCAACCUAGCAGCAGCAGCGGGGGCCCCAGCACCACCAGCGGCUUUCCCAGCACCAGUGGUGAUGGCCCCAGCACCAGUGGUGAUGGUCCCAGCACCAGCAGUGGCUUCCAGAGCUCCAGUGGUGAUGGCCCCAGCACCAGAGGCCCCAGCACCAGUGGCGAUAGCCCCAGCACCAGCAGUGGCUUCCCUGGCACCAGCAGUAGCUUCCAGAGCACCAGUGGUGAUGGCCCCAGCACCAGCAGUGGCUUCCCCAGCACCAGUGGUGAUGGCCCCAGCACCAGCAGUGGCUUCCCCAGCACCAGUGGUGAUGGCCCCAGCACCAGCAGUGGCUUCCCCAGCACCAGUGGUGAUGGCUCCAGCACCAGCAGUGGCUUCCCCAGCACCAGCAGCGGCUUCCAGAGCACCAGUGGCGAUGGCCCCAGCACCAGCGGGGAUAUCCCCAGCACCAGAGGCCCCCGCACCAGUGGCGAUGGCCCCAGCAGCAGCGGAGGCUUCCAGAGCACCAGUGGUGAUGGCCCCAGCACCAGCAGUGGCUUCCCCAGCACCAGCAACAGCUUCCCCAGCACCAGUGGUGAUGGCCCCAGCACCAGAGGUCCCACCAGCACCAGCAGCAGCUUCCAGAGCACCAGCUGUGAUGGCCCCAGCACCAGAGGUCCCACCAGCAGCAGCAGCAGCUUCCUGGGCACCAACGGCGAUGGCCCCAGCACCAGACGCCCCAACACCAGCAGUGGCUUCCCCAGCACCAGCAGCGGCUUCCAGAGCACCAGUGGCGAUGGCCCCAGCACCAGCGGGGAUAUCCCCAGCACCAGAGGCCCCAGCACCAGUGGUGAUGGCCCCAGCACCAGCAGUGGCUUCCAGAGCUCCAGUGGUGAUGGCCCCAGCACCAGCAGUGGCUUCCCCAGCACCAGUGGUGAUGGCCCCAGCACCAGCAGUGGCUUCCCCAGCACCAGUGGUGAUGGCCCCGGCACCAGAGGCCCCAGCACCAGCAGUGGCUUCCCCAGCACCAGCUGUGAUGGCCCCAGCACCAGAGGUCCCACCAGCAGCAGCAGCAGCUUCCUGGGCACCAACGGCGAUGGCCCCAGCACCAGACGCCCCAACACCAGCAGUGGCUUCCCCAGCACCAGCAGCGGCUUCCAGAGCACCAGUGGCGAUGGCCCCAGCACCAGCGGGGAUAUCCCCAGCACCAGAGGCCCCAGCACCAGUGGUGAUGGCCCCAGCACCAGCAGUGGCUUCCAGAGCUCCAGUGGUGAUGGCCCCAGCACCAGUGGCGAUGGCCUCAGCACCAGCAGUGGCUUCCCCAGCACCAGUGGCGAUGGCCCCAGCAUCAGCAGUGGCUUCCAGAGCUCCAGUGGUGAUGGCCCCAGCACCAGUGGUGAUGGCCCCAGCAUCAGCAGUGGCUUCCAGAGCUCCAGUGGUGAUGGCCCCAGCACCAGCGGGGAUAUCCCCAGCACCAGAGGCCCCAGCACCAGUGGUGAUGGCCCCAGCACCAGCAGUGGCUUCCAGAGCUCCAGUGGUGAUGGCCCCAGCACCAGUGGCGAUGGCCUGAGCACCAGCAGUGGCUUCCCCAGCACCAGUGGCGAUGGCCGCAGCAUCAGCAGUGGCUUCCAGAGCUCCAGUGGUGAUGGCCCCAGCACCAGAGGCCCCAGCACCAGUGGCGAUGGCCCCAGCACCAGCAGUGGCUUCCCCAGCACCAGUGGUAAUGGUCCCAGCAGCAGCGGAGGCUUCCAGAGCACGAGUGGUGAUGGCCCCAGCACCAGACGCCCCAGCACCAGCAGUGGCUUCCCCAGCACCAGCAGCGGCUUCCAGAGCACCAGUAGCGAUGGCCCCAGCACCAGCGGGGAUAUCCCCAGCACCAGAGGCCCCAGCACCAGUGGCGAUGGCCCCAGCACCAGCAGUGGCUUCCCCAGCACCAGUGGCGAUGGUCCCAGCAGCAGCGGAGGCUUCCAGAGCACCAGUGGUGAUGGCCCCAGCACCAGUAGUGGCUUCCCCAGCACCAGUGGUGAUGGCCCCGGCACCAGAGGCCCCAGCACCAGCAGUGGCUUCCCCAGCACCAGCAACAGCUUCACCAGCACCAGUGGUGAUGGCCCCAGCACCAGAGGUCCCACCAGCACCAGCAGCAGCUUCCAGAGCACCAGUUGUGAUGGCCCCAGCACCAGAGGUCCCACCAGCAGCAGCAGCAGCUUCCUGGGCACCAGCGGCGAUGGCCCCAGCACCAGAGUCCCCAGCACUAUCGUCGGCUUCCCUCGUACCAGUGGCGAUGGCCCCAGUGCCACCAGCAGCUUCCAGAGAUCCAGAGGCAGCUUCUCCGGUAGUAGUGACAGUUCACUUGCUAGGUUCUAUAUCAGCUUCUCCAGUAGUAGUGACAGUUCACGUGUUAGCUUCUAUAUCACCAGAGUUCCCAGCACCAUUAUCAGCCACAGCUGCUUCCCCAGCACCAGCCAGUUUAGCACCACACCCCUGGGGGCUUUCAGUGGGAGGAGCAGCAGCAGUGUGCCCAUUUUCCAGGGAGGGGAGGGAGCCAGCACCAGUGGCCUGGGCUCACAACCCCCAGCCCUCAAAGUAGCCUCCAAACAGCUAUUCUGCCCCAUAGUCAGUGGCUGGGAUUAUGAAUGGAUCCCUGAGAAUCGGGUGCUCCGCUACUCUACUGCCCAUUUGAAGCGGGAGAGUGAUGCCAGCCUUCAGAUGGCUGCCAAAAGGGAGCAGCAGGAUGACUAUCAGGUCACCUCCUCCCGAGGCAGAGAUCAGAGUGAAAAUAGCACCUCUGGGGGUGGAAUGAUGCAGCCUCCCCCCAAGAGAAGUAGGCUGAGUGUUGUUCGAGGGAAAGGGUACCUACCACGUGGAGGCAGGGGCUCUGCUGUGGGUCCAGAAAAAGAAUCUCUGGGCAGGCAGAAAGUCCAGGUCCACCUGCCCACGGCCCUGAGGCUCCUGCUAGUGCAAGAUUGGGAGCUGGUGACCUUCAGGAAAAAGCUCUUCACCCUGCCAGCCAAGAGGACUGUCAGUGUCAUCCUGGCCGAGUAUGCCACCUUCCCGCCAAACUGCCAAACCCGAGACAAAAGGUACGCUGUCAGUGGAUUGGUAGCCAUGAUCAAAGAGUACUUUGACCUGGUGCUGGGCACCCAGCUGCUCUACAAGUUUGAGAAACAACAACAUGCUGAGGUUCUGGCCUGUUACCCCACUUGGCAGAUGUCCCACAUCUAUGGAGGUGCUCACCUGCUGCGCCUGUUCCAGGAGUUGGGCCGCAUGCUCACCUGCUCUCCUCUGAGUGAGGGCAGCCUCACUGUGAUAAUGAGCCAUUUGCAAGAUUUCCUGGAGUAUCUGGCCAGGGAUCCUUCUCAGCUAUUUACAGUAGCCACUGAUUACCAGGUGACUUCUGCUGAGUACCAGCAAAAAGCUGAGUAAGGGCUUGGUGGUCUUGGC